This is a messenger RNA of Truncatella angustata, 2066 nucleotides long. RefSeq lists its product as uncharacterized. The record is from RefSeq and is a predicted model, not a curated record. Lineage: Eukaryota; Fungi; Ascomycota; Sordariomycetes; Amphisphaeriales; Sporocadaceae. The transcript has a single exon. The coding region runs from base 339 to 1925 and encodes 528 amino acids.
CAGAACUGGAUCACUUGCACAGACUUCCGGGCGCCGCUCUUUCACCACUUCAGCAGGCGAGCUUUGUAAUCCCAGGCCAAAACUGCUGAGCAGUCCAGUCGUUGUCAAUAACUAACCCGCUCCACAUCGCCUUGCGCAACCUUCGUUCUUCCUUGUAAAUACUUGGCUUCUGCUUCUCGAGUAAACAUAAUCCCCCAGCUACUAACCCGCGCAAACCCGACCUUCGAAACGAGCCGUGCCGAACCGUCCAUCACAUCGAGCUCCGAGCCGCCAGCCACCACAAGACUGUCCCUCGCCUUGCACAUCCCGCCUUCCUUGAUUGCUCCAAGUUGAACGAAAUGGCUUCAGACGCCACCUACGACGCGCGCCCAACUGUCCGUCGUGACUCGCCCUCGCCAGACACAGCUCCCUCUGAAGCCGUUGGAGCUCAGAGCCUGAGAGUGGGCCGGUGUGUAUCCACAGCCUCAACCAACUCUCGUGGAUCCAGUGCAGAUGGCUCGUACAGAGACUCGUUGAGCAGCGGCGCCUACUCUCGGCAGUCAUCAGCCAGCUAUUCCAGGCGGUCGGAUGUAAGCUUUGCGUCUUCUCGCAAUUCGACAGCAAGCUUCAUGGGAGAUAGGCCGUCGAAGAGACGAGGGUAUACAAGGCCAGAAGGCACAGACUUCGCAGCCAGUGCUAAACAAAGGGAAAGUGUUCUGAGUUUGGGAAGCAUCACACAUCUGCAGCACUUCUUUGCUAGAACCGGAUUGCUGGAUGGGAAAGGCGGCCAACUCGCGAGAAAAAGGAACCCGAGGGCAACCAUAGACUUCUCCCAACUGGACCUGCCGACCAUCCUCACGCCCAACGGAUCUGGGGAAAAUUUCGACUCCUCGUACGCAGAUUUCGGAGCACAGCAGGAGCACCUGGUUGAAUCGCCAAUCGACGAGCAUGAUGGGUUCUACGAUGAUGAAUAUGACGAGCCAGACCCCAAUAUACUUCCGCCCACAACAAGCACAUACAAGCACAGAAGGGUUGUUUCGAAGCCGCCGACCAUCGCCAAGCUCAAGGCUGACCUCGUGGCGUCACUGGAUUCCGCAGCAAGGGUAUUGAAGGAGGCAAUACUGGCACAGGCUGCUGCUAAUGAUGCGUCCCAUACGACGCCGGAUCGCUUACCCGGGCCAGGUCAGGGCUGGUAUGAAAUCCAAGGAAUGCAAAUUCUGGACGUCAUGACGUUGGCGAUCCGCGCUGCAAAGGUGUACUAUACGUCUCAUGAACACCCAGAACGCCUUGACGCUAUAAAGUCGGAGAAAGCGAUAAGGUAUGAUCUGCUGGCUGUCAUGGAGGUUCUCAAGCACAUGGCCACGCGGAACUUUGCAGGGGGCAUGCGCGAGGACGAGCACGAGACGAUGCAUGCCUGGGUCGAGAGCAUAUAUACGAUGCUGAGGAAAGAGCAAGAGAUGGAGGAGGCAGACCGGGCAGAAAGAGCCGGGUGGACGUGGCUCAAAGGCAAUUGGAGCGGCCGGGAGAUUGAGCGCGAGAUUGCCUUCUUGACUUCAAUAGACACCGAGGCCGAGCCACUGCCGGUAUACACUCGUAUUGACCCGAACGGUGUGGUUCCAACGCCAUUCCUCGAAAGCUUGCAAAACGGCAUACGGCUGGUCAAGCUGCACAAUGCAGCAGUCAGGAAAUCGAGGCGACGGUUUGGGGCUAUCGGAACGUUCCACACGGAUACGCAGAAGCCGUACAGAUGCGCCGAGAACCUGCGCUACUGGAACAAGGCGGCCGAGCUGCGGUGGGAGGUUGUUUUCAAGGUGGAUGUGCUAGGGAUCGUUUACAACAGUAAUACCCAAGUCUGGAUUGACUUUGAAGAAGCACUUUGGAAGUGGUGCCGCAAGGUGCGCGAGGAGAUCGCGGCAGAACUGGAGAACGACAGCCUCGGUGGUUAAAGGUUUGUUCUGUUGGCUUGAUAUGCCCAGUGGGGUGAGGGUGUUCGGGGAGGAGUUUAUUUGCAUUUGGCAUUCACAGCAUUUUCGAGCAAAUGGUGGCCAAGACACGAGGAAGAAGGCAGAGAUCGAGGUCUUUGGUCG